Messenger RNA from Egretta garzetta (little egret), 3828 nucleotides. It is a transcript of the gene HELB, whose product is annotated as DNA helicase B. The record is from RefSeq and is a predicted model, not a curated record. Lineage: Eukaryota; Metazoa; Chordata; Aves; Pelecaniformes; Ardeidae. The annotation marks the transcript as partial. The transcript is spliced from 12 exons.
UUUCUUUUUAAUGAUUCAGUUGUUAUACAAGAAGACGGCUCCAAAAAGGAGUAUGAAGUAGUCGGACGUUUUCCAUUAGUUGACCCUUGGUGGAGAGUUAAUGUUAAAGCUAAAAAAAUGGGGUCGAAGUACUUUGUACAAGGAUAUCCAUCAUAUUUUCUGCGGACUGAUAUAGAAGAAAACAACCGACAAAUCUUUUCACUGUUUCUUAAGGAAUGUGCCGUUCCUGAUGCUUUUAAAGAAAAGUUUUUUACUUGGCUUCCUGCGGAAUCUAUGCUGAGUUUUAGAAAUCUUGAAGAAAAACUAAAACAGUUCCAAGCUUCACACUUACAUACAGGGAAGAAUCAAAGAGACACCAAGGAUCAUGACAUCUUCUACUACGUUUCAAAGUCACUUGCAGGGAAGGCAGUAUUGGUAGCUCUGACUUUUCCGGUGAUUCUGGAAUUCUUGCCAAUUCUUCUGCCGCGCCAUUUUUGCUCUCUGUUGGAUAUGACGUGUUGGCAAGGAGAGACUGAAGAAAGCAAUGGUGAGGAAGUACAUUAUCAAGACAAGAUGCUAACAAAGUUGGAUGAGAUAUUAAGGAAUGAGCCAUGGAAGCUUGGAUUCAACAGGAUUACCUAUAGGGAACUGAACCUUUCUUACUGUGAGGCAACAUGGGCCGCCUUCUGUCAGUGUGAACAUCUCCUCCGGAAGAUUCCUGACUUGCAGAAGAAUGCAUUAAUUCUGUAUGAUCAACUCAAGAAGCAGUGUAGAGAAAUGGGACACACUUACGAAGAUCAAGAUGAAUUAGCUCGUUUUGUAUCUAAAGAUAUGUCCAUUGAGCAUGUUUGGCAAUCUCUCGAAUUUUUGAAAGAUCAGAAAGUAGUGAUUAGGGAGAAAAAACUAGUGUUUCUGCCUCAUCUUUAUAAAUCUGAAAAAGACAUUGCAAUGUAUAUAGGUGAUCUUCUGUCGAACCACUCAUGGCAACUGGAUGUUGAUGUGAGAAAGAUACUUAACAUUUCUAAUGUUACCCAGGCUCAUGAAAUGGAACAUCUGAAGGAAAAUAGUGUGGACAACCAUAACUGUGAAAAUCACUUCCCUGAAAGGGAAGUGGGGUCUAUGUCUGGUACCCAAAGUAAAGCAGAGGUAGACUCGGAUCAGGUGAUUGCUAUGGAAAAGAUUUGUUCUAAUGCUGUCACAAUCAUAAGUGGAAAAGGAGGCUGUGGGAAGAGUACAAUAGUUAGCUGCCUUUUUCGUCACUUAAAGCAGACGGAAAAAGAAGUGGAAGCUGCUUCUAAGGACUUUGAAGAAGACCUGGAUGCGUCUGAGGAAUGGAAUACCUUUGAUCAUCACUGGGAGCCAGAGAAUAUGGACACACAAAAAAUUUUGAACGUACUAUUUACUGCACCUACAGGGAGGGCGGCAAGCCUUUUGAGUGAAAAAACUAAACUUCCUGCGUAUACACUGCAUCAGAUCAUCUAUAGUUUUAAAUCAUGGAGGCAGAGUGAACAAGUACAGCCAUGGAAGUUUUCUACGGUGACAAUUCUGAUUGUGGAUGAAGGAAGUUUGGUGUCUGUGCAUGUUCUUAGUUUAGUUUUAAAACUCUUGCGUGAGCAUGCUCAGCUUGCCAAACUUAUUAUUCUAGGUGAUACUAGACAGCUACCAAGCAUAGACCCAGGAAACAUGUUAGCUGAUAUCUUUGAGGGUCUAAAAUCAAGAGGCUUUUCUGUGGAAUUGCGAACUAAUCACCGAGCUGAGUCACAGCUAAUUGUAGAUAAUGCAUCAAGAAUCUCUCACCGGAAGCUUCCUGUAUUUGAUGAGGUGCUGAAAGUUUCUGGUUGGAAUGAGAAAAUGAUGAUGCCAAGCCCGGAGAAGAAAUUCAUUCUUAUUGCUUUGCCUGCUGGCGGGGGUUGUGACAAACUGCAAACUGCCAUAAGGACUUUACUUCAAGAAGGACCGGGAUUGCAGGACGCCAAACAAUCGCAGUUCAUUGCUUUCAGAAGGCAAGACUGCGAUCUAAUAAAUGAACUUUGUUGCCAACACUAUUCAAAUCACUUAACCAGAGACCAGAAAAACCGACUUCUGUUUCAAAUUGAUGACAAGAUUUCCUGCACGCGGAAUACGUACCUGAAAGAUCUCUUGCCAGACCAUGGUUUUGGAGAGGAUCUCAAUCGCCUUGAAUACAAAAGUGGAGAAACCACCCGCCCUACAGAGACUGCAGAGGAGGGCAAACGACUGUGCAAUGGAGAUAUAUUUUUCAUAACAGGGGACGUAGAAAUUGAUAAGCAGCGCUUGCUGACCAUCAGCAGCACGUACGGCUCCACGUUCACUGUGAAGUAUAAGGCACUGAAGAAGCUGUGUCACAUAAAACACGCGUGGGCCAGAACUAUUCACACAUUUCAGGGUUCUGAGGAAAAAACGGUUGUCUACGUGGUUGGCAAUCCUGGCCGUCAGCACUGGCAGCACGUGUACACAGCCGUGACGCGAGGGCGCUGCCGUGUCUAUGUUAUCGCUGAAGAGAUGCACCUCAGGAGAGCAGUCACUAACAAGAACGUGCCCAGAAAAACUCGCUUACAGAGAUUUUUGAAAGAGGCAAUCGCAGACACGAGCGACUGUCCCAAACAGACUUCCUCUCCCCUGACGAAGAGCUGGCAAAGUCAAGAGCUUGCGACUGGGUCCGUGUCUGUAACUCAAGGUGCUCCCGACCCACCUGAACCCCUGACUGACUUGACUGACCAGGAAGGGUCAGCAGUUCCCGGUAAAGAACUGCAGAUGGGCAAUUUGCAGCAAAGUCCGUGUAAAAGACAACAAACUCUUGACGGGAAUUCUGAGGAUGUGACGAAAAUGCCCUCUACGACAGUAGAAGAUUCCCCACUUGGGUCUUUCAGACUUAAGAAUCUAACUUUGGGACAACCAACUCCUAGGAAGCUUUUCAAAAGCUAACAGCCGAUUAGCUGUCCUCGUUAUGAACCUGUCUUGAACCCGUUUCGUUCAAGAGUUUUGGAACAGAGAAGCUGGGAAUGCAGAUGAUUUUUUCAGAGGCUUUCCUGGAUGUGCAUGUUCUGUGAAGAACAGCUUGUUUUGAAAUGAGCCGGUUACAUUUUCAGUCAUCUGGUUUUAGUAGGAGCUUCCUUGGCGUGUCAGUCAUCAAAAAAUCGUAUCAUUCUUUUGUUUGGUGGAGAAUGAACUUAACAGGGCUUACGGGAUCCAGACAUUCCCUCAAAAAUACAUGGGGAUUUCUAGGUUUAAAGACUGCAGCCAGUCGUACCGAGAUGUACCCACCUCCUCAUGCUACAGAGUGGAUGGGAAGCCGUGACCGAUGUGCCAAAACUGCAGCUUGCUCUCGAGUCAAAAAAAUACUUGACAAAGGGGACUUUAGAUUUUUCUAAAUUAUGGGUGUGAUGCGUCGAUGGGUUAUGGAUAUUCAUCUUGUUAUAAAUGGAACAAGAAAGUUGCAAUCAGUGACACAGAAAAUGUUUCCCAUGUUGUACUUGAGAGAGGUGUUGAACUUGCCGUUGCUGCUUCAGCUGGUCCCUACAUGCCGACAGUGAUCGUGGUGAGAAAAGCAGAAUUCCAAGUCAGAGUUCAAAUAACAUUCUGCUUUCAAGCUUUUUUUUCUGUGUACUAUGUGACUUGCUGCAGUGUGAUUUUUGAGAUGAAUAAGCUGAAUGUUUAAUCAAACGUCAAAUUGUGCUAAAGUUUGGACGGCUUGCUUGCUUCUAACAAUGUGUUGUUUUGGGUUUUUUUUUACACAUGGCAGGAAAAAGUGUACCGCAAAUAUAAACAUUUUUUUUGCUAAAACUGCAGAAAAAAAAAUGUGGAAAAAAUAUGGAGUAGAAAAAUGCUACC